Messenger RNA from Batrachochytrium dendrobatidis JAM81, 1148 nucleotides. RefSeq lists its product as uncharacterized. The transcript has 2 exons. The coding region runs from base 36 to 1037 and encodes 333 amino acids. Lineage: Eukaryota; Fungi; Chytridiomycota; Chytridiomycetes; Rhizophydiales. The record is from RefSeq and is a predicted model, not a curated record. Gene Ontology annotation, molecular function: chitin binding.
AUCAAUUCAAUCAUUUUUUGACUUGUAAUACAAAUAUGGUGGUGAUUAUACAUGCAGUGCUGAUUGCUGCUUUGGCUACAGUCGUUUUUGGACAACCUGGUAUGUCGUUCACAGUCAGUACAAAUGGUCGAUGUGGAAAAAAGUUGGGUACCACAUGUCCAGGCAACAGUUGCUGCUCUCAAAAUAAUAUGUGCGGCCACUCCGAUAGCGAUUGUGGAGAUGGAUGUCAGAUUGGAUACGGAUUAUGUUCAGAAAUUCGUAGCUCUAUUACUCUAUCUAGCAAGGUUACCAUAUAUGACGGACAAUGUGGACCAGAGUUUAAAAUCAAAUGCUUCAAAAAUCGAUGCUGUUCUAAAAAAGGAUACUGUGGACUUGGCAGCUAUUAUUGCCAAGCCGGAUGCAAGAAAGGAUAUGGAGAUUGCUGGGGUACUAAUACACCGUCUAUUUUGAAUAGCAAUUUUGUAUAUAACCCGAGUAACAGCUGUGGACCAGAUGUCAAUAUCAGAUGUGGAGACAAAAAAUGCUGCUCUAUAGGUGGAGUCUGUGGAUCAAGUAAUUAUCACUGUGGGGUAGGAUGUCAAGGAAGAUAUGGAUCCUGCUCAAAAGCUGGAACAUCAACCGACCUGAUAUCGGUAUUGCCCAAAUCAAACAUUAAGCAUCCAAUCAGUAAAAACAAUCGAUGUGGAAAAAAGUUCGGCACCAGAUGUCCAGGUCAAAAAUGCUGCUCUGGAAAAGGAUUCUGUGGAAAAACUCCUUCUCAUUGUGGGAAAAAUUGCCAGAAAGACUUUGGAUCCUGCUCAAAAGCUGGAACAUCAACCGACCUGAUAUCGGUAUUGCCCAAAUCAAACAUUAAGCAUCCAAUCAGUAAAAACAAUCGAUGUGGAAAAAAGUUCGGCACCAGAUGUCCAGGUCAAAAAUGCUGCUCUGGAAAAGGAUUCUGUGGAAAAACUCCUUCUCAUUGUGGGAAAAAUUGCCAGAAAAGUUUUGGAUCCUGCUCAAAAGCUAAAACAGUGCUCAAGUCAAAAGCCGAGUUGUAGUUUAUAGAAUUACAGUUAUAUUCACGUAAAGUGCAACAUUAAAUAAGUGUCAAAAUACAUAAUAAACGCACAGUUUCAUGUUUGAUUGGUAUCAAUCUUACUGAACAUUGU